This is a messenger RNA of Iphiclides podalirius (scarce swallowtail), 222 nucleotides long. NCBI's taxonomy places the organism in Eukaryota, Metazoa, Arthropoda, Insecta, Lepidoptera, Papilionidae. The record is from the annotation of a GenBank genome assembly.
AUGUUUUCGAACAUGGGUAACGUGAUUUUCUCAAUUAUCUGGCUCUUGAUCCUCAUCUUUAUUGCCUUUUGGAUUGCUGGACUGGCAGCCGGCGUGUACAUCCUCAUUCUGCCCUUCACAGUUUGCAUAGAGCCGUUGACGGGCCUGACUGACUUCUUAUUAUCAGUUGUUCAAUUCCCCAAGUACUGCGCUCAAGCAAUGGUGGAAGGAAAAGGAUUUAAU